AUGCCUUCCUCUCGCGAAGAGGAGCCUCGUCGGCGCAAAAAGUCUUACGAUCGACCGUCCUCCAGGGACAAGGAUACCAAGGAACGACACAAAUCAUCGGCCAGAAAGACAACUGCUCGUCGACGCAGCAACGCAAGCAGAGAGUACAGUCCCUCACGACCCGAUAAAUCUACCCUGUCAGAACGCUCGCCAAGAAAAGUCUCCAUGUCGAUACCAGAAAUGGAGCGCCGGUCGUCCAUCGGCGAGAAGCGGCCGCAGUCAUAUCCAAACUUCUCAAAGGCACACAGCAGAGAAGCCGUCACUCCAGGCUCAGAAAGCACUACCGAUACUCAUGAGCCAACACCUCGUACACCGGCAGACAUGGCCGACAGUCCCUCACGUGCCCAACCGAGUACUCCUGUGACUGGCGACGAUGCGGAUCUUCGACGAGCAAAGAGCGGGAUCAACAUGAGGAGUCACACAGACAGAGUCAAGUCCGAAGCCGGCCUCGAUUCUAGAAGAAGUAUGGAAUCCGGCUUGCGUGUGAAUAUGACAGGUUCUGCAGCGAGCAGCCGCCGUCCAUCUCCUUCGAGCGUCUCUGAGACGUCUGCUCCCAGCACCGGCUCAACCAAGUACAACAAGGCCCCCUCCCAGCCUGCCUCAACUGUCAGCCAGACGACUGUUGACUCGCAAGCUACCUCAGUUGCCCCCGAACGCAAGCUCCCAUCCAGACCUCCACCUGUUUCUGUGAACCAGCACUACUCUCCCCAAUCAAGGCCUGACUCGUCACCGCGCACUCCUACUCCACAGAACCCGGCUUUCCCUCCGUAUGUUCAAAGACCAAAAUCCACUCCUGGUGUCGAUGCCUUCCCCGUUGGCUACUCUCCUCGUUCCGCUCAUCCGGACUCGGUAGCAAUGCCUCCCCCACCGCCACCUCCACCAAUGGUCUUUGCUCAAGAUACUCCUCGUGUCGACUAUCUGCUGCAGAAUGGCGGCUUGCCGUACCUAAUCUCAAAGUCCAUCGUUCCGCCCGCCAAUGACCAACCUGUUCAAUCUUAUGCUCAGUACCAGUCUCCCCGCAUACCUUCUGCAGUUGAUGUUCAAUACAUCUUUGCUCCUGUGAGUGGUCGCCUUGAAGAUAUUGGAAAAGUUCUGUCAAAAAGCGGGUCACUGGCUGUAGCUACCGGAUAUCGCUCAGUCGCUAGGAGACUACUCGACCGUCUCGAGGCUGUCUUUGCACGCAGCAUCUCUCACGAGCGUUGCAAGUGUGUGUUAUGCCUGAAGACUGCUCAGACGGCGCUUUCUGACGAAGAGGAUACGGGAAUAAGCUGGGGUGAAAUCCUGGAAUAUGUUGCUGGCCGUAGAGAGCUUCCACAGUGGCCGCCGUUUUCUCUGUCAUCCGACGCACCAGGCUAUAACCUCUCUGGAGUCGAACCCAUGCAGAAACUCGACCCUGACGUGCCGGACGAAUAUCGUGCUCACUAUAUUAAACAGAAUGCAAAAACCAAGCGAUCUGUUCAGGAUUGGCUAGUACGGCAGCCAGACUUUCCAUCCAGCCCUCCACAGGAAGUUGAUGACGAGACAUUGACCUUUGCUAUACUAACACACAUCGACCCUGCACGAAGGCCGCUGUUCACAGCUUUGAUGAAAGGUCUCUCAACUGUGCCUUCUUCUAGAGCACCGACACCUGUUACCGAGCCCAAGAACGAAGUCUUGGCCAAGACUGCUGCUGCUCUACAACGUCUGUAUCGUCUACCACACUUGCCGAGAGACCCAGAGUGCACCAUCUAUUUGCUCAACAAUCUACACUUACACAGUAUGCUCGCCACGCUUGCUGCAGUGAGUGCUGGAGAAUGGGAUAUCCUGGUAUCCGGUCGGUUCGAUGGCUUCCUGUGGAGCGGAGCGGAAACAGUGCCACCUUCUGCACUUUACGGGUCGACCAUGACACCUAUGUCUAGAACGACAACGCCAUUUAGUGGAGGUGUGCCAUCUCGCAACACGACCCCAUUUUCACCCCUCCGCAACGUCAUGUCACCAGACCACACACCAAACAUGUUUCCCUCUCGCGGCACAACACCAGCCCCAGGUAUGCCCGGCGGGGCCCCAGCUCCCGUCCAAAUGGACGAAGAAACCGAGAUUGCCGUCCUGGCUCAGAUGGAACGCGAGAUCUAUCGCGGCAUGGAAGCCCUUGACGAUCAAUUCGAAGUGUUGCACAGGCAGGCUGAAGCUGUUAGACAAAGGCUUCGCGAACGUAGUGCUGGAUUAGCGAUGGCUGCCAAAGCACGCAGGGGCUCUAUGGCAUCUGACAUUGGUGUGAGGAUUGGUACGCCUGGUGGACCGUGGGACGACGAGCAACAAUCGAUCUUCGACGAUGGAAGAUCAGAGCUCGCACCCGAUGACUCUGCCAGCAACAUCGACUUCGGAAGGAAGAGAAGAUCAAAGCGACACGAUCGCAGGACACCGGCUGUGCCAGAGGAAAACGAGGAUGUCGAACGUGAUUCUGGUAGAAGGCGGAGAUGA
Messenger RNA from Aureobasidium namibiae CBS 147.97, 2499 nucleotides. RefSeq lists its product as uncharacterized. NCBI's taxonomy places the organism in Eukaryota, Fungi, Ascomycota, Dothideomycetes, Dothideales, Saccotheciaceae. The transcript has a single exon. Gene Ontology annotation, molecular function: DNA binding. The record is from RefSeq and is a predicted model, not a curated record. The coding region runs from base 1 to 2499 and encodes 832 amino acids. Gene Ontology annotation, cellular component: nucleus.